Molecule: messenger RNA, 1212 nt
Organism: Guillardia theta CCMP2712
Lineage: Eukaryota; Cryptophyceae; Pyrenomonadales; Geminigeraceae
Exons: 1
Coding region: 1-1212 (403 amino acids)
Source: RefSeq, a predicted model, not a curated record
AUGAUGCAAACAAGCAAGAAGGUACAUUCCCAUUCCGCCGGGUCGUCAUCGCUGGCAGGAUACAAGGCUGCCGCCAACCUCGUUCUGUUCUCUGCCUUGCUGAUCGUGUUUGGAGUAGCAAGGACAAACAUGGUAGAUUCGACUCCUACGGGGGCGAUGGGAGGGUCAAGCUACAUGUUUCCACCCGCUGUUCUCUUGGCAUGCGGCGUCUGCUUGUGCGCAAUGGGCUUCUUGGGGCUGACUGCUGGGAUCCUGCACCUCUCUCUCAACAUCCGCAACGCCACGUUCACGUUGAUCACUCUCGUGCUCCAGGGAGUCCUCGGAUGGUUUGUCUUCCUCGCGCAGGCCAUCGCAUACCACGCCUUCUACGCAGACAAGUCCAGCGCGUCUCUUGGCAAGGGCUUGUUCAUGCUAGGAAUGUUCGGAUCUGCCUCCAUGGGCAUCGCUGUGCUGGGUGGUCAGUUUUACUUCUCGCUGCAGUUGUAUAGGAUCCAUGCAGGCAGCGCAGCGGCUUUGUACGAGCGGAGCUACUUCAAGCCGAGAAUCGUCUUCUACUCCUUCCUGGUUAUCAUCAAGGCAAGCUGCGAAGUUGCCAUGGGUGUCGUCGACCAUCAGAAGCUGCAUCCUGGCCAUGCGGCAGCGGCUGCAGCCGCCUCAAGCUUGAUUGCAGCAGCUUCGUCAUCCCCCCCAAUAGCAGGGAUGGGAUCGACAACAGGAUCAACAUCAACAUCAACAUCAACAUCAACAUCAACAUCCAUGAGUCAAAUUUCUGCCAGCAUUUCAUCCUCCAUGUCCGCGGCUGCUUCAGGAGCGGCUAUGUCGUACAUGUCUCCUGUUCAGCCUCCUUUCAUGAGCUUCAAGUACAAGUUCCUCAUUGCAGACGGCGUUCUCGCCUUGUUGGUCGGUCUCUACGGCCUCGCCAUUGGUCUUGCUGGUUUGUCGAAGCAGAGCCUCUACUUCACUUUUGUCGCAAUGGCCAGUCUGAUCGUACAGCUGGGGAUGUACGACCUCGCAGAGCAGGCCAACAUUCCUCAUGCGAAGUCAUCGUUCAAGCUCGGAAUUCUUGGAGUUCUUCUUGCCCCGUUGACGAUCGCGCUCAUGUACAUGCCCAUCUACUUGAUCGCCGAGUUUGACAAGGAUGAGAGCGAGGAGGAGGUCGUUCCAGCGCAGCCUCAACAUACCGAGGGAAUCGUCUUCAGCUCUCAGGCAUGA